ACGAAAAGAAGAAUACAAAAAUGAAACGAAAGUAUUAAGAAGAAAAAUAAAAAGUUUUUAAAUUUUUUUUUUAAAAUAAAAACAAAAUUUUUUAGAAAUUGCUGCAAUUUAUAAUAAAUUUUUUCGGUUCUUAUUCUAAAUAAUUGUAAUUAGCUUAUCAAUAAGUUCAAAAUUUACACAUACAAUAUGAAUUGCAAUUGUGGGCGAGAAUAUCUUACCGUCUUUUUGUAAUUCAGUACAUUGGUAUGACUCGACGGGUUAUCAAAAUUUAUGCGUGAAUACUAUAUACAAAAAAAAUUGUAAUAAUUCGAAUGGUGCAUAUUUUAAUAAUUUUGGUACAUAAAUGCUUAAUUUAAAUUAUAUUCAAAUUAACACAAAAAUAAAAAUUAUUUUGUUGAUUUUAUAAUAUUAAAAGAUGGCUAAUAUAGACGAAAUCGCCAUAAAUAGCUUAAAAAAUGAAAAUACUUUUGAUAUGAGUUCAGAGUUGCAAGAAAUGGAUAGUGCUUCUAAAAUCGAUCAAGGAUGUUCUGAUGAUAAUAAUUUGAGUACAGAAAGUCACAAAAUGGACGAGGACGAUAACUGUUGCGAUUCAAGGGCUUUGCUUGGACAUUCAAUUUUAACUGUACGAUUACCUAUAUUAGGUAUGACGUGCCAAUCAUGUGUACGUAAUAUCGAAAGUACUAUAUCAAAAAAAUCUGGAAUACAUAAAAUAAAAGUGAUCCUAAGUGAAAAUGCUGGUUACGUUGAUUAUGAUGCAAAUAUAAUAAAUCCCGCACAAAUAGCUUAUGAAAUAGAGGAAAUGGGCUUUGAUUGUCCUUAUACAAGUAGUAAUGUGACUUCCGUAAAUUGUAGCCCACAGAAGUCUAAUGUUCCAGACAGAUUAACAACAAAAAUCAGUAUUGAAGGGAUGACAUGUAACAGUUGUGUUCGAAAUAUAGAAAAAAAUAUAAGUGGAAAACCAGGAAUAUAUACAAUAAAAGUUAGUUUAGAAGACAAAUUAGGAACUGUGGAAUAUGAUCCCAGUCAUUUAACUGAAUUGGAAAUAGCGGAAAUGAUAGACGAUAUGGGUUUUGAUGCGAAAGUAGCUGAAGAAAUGAAAUCAACUGAAAUCAAUUAUAGAAGUUCUAAUAAAGAAAGACCUAAAAAGAAAUCAGUUUCGGAAUCAUUAGUUAUGAUAGGCGGUGAUUCAGCUGGGGAUUACAAUAAAUUAAAUGGUGAUAAAUUGGGAAAUGGCGUUUUGAUAGGUGUAAAUAAUCAAUUAAAAAAAUGUUUUCUGCAUAUACAAGGUAUGACUUGUGCAAGUUGUGUGGCUGCCAUAGAAAAACAUUGUAAAAAAAUUUAUGGCAUUGAUAGCAUUUUAGUAGCUCUUUUAGCAGCUAAAGCGGAAGUUAAAUAUAAUCCAAAUGUAAUUGCACCAGAAGAUAUAGCACAGUCUAUUACCGAAUUGGGUUUUCCAUCAGAAGUUAUAGUAGAACCUGGAACCGGUGAAGGUGAAGUAGAAAUAGAAAUUUUGGGAAUGACAUGUGCUUCCUGUGUCAAUAAAAUUGAACAACAUUGUCUCAAAAUUAAAGGAGUUUUGUCAGCUGCUGUAGCUUUAACAACAAAACGUGGAAAAUUUCGUUUCAAUUCAGAAUUUACCGGACCUCGAAAUAUUUGUGAAGCUAUACAAUCUUUAGGGUUUGAUGCAAAACUUUUAACAAACAAAGAUAAAAUGUCACAUAGUUAUUUAGAACAUAAAGAAGAAAUUCGUAAAUGGAGAAACUCAUUUGUGAUUUCUUUAUUUUUUGGUGGGCCGUCAAUGGUUGCUAUGAUUUACUUUAUGGUUGAAAUGGAAUUACACGGUCAUGAAGGAAUGUGCUGUGUAGUUCCAGGUUUAUCCACAGAAAAUUUAGUAAUGUUCUUACUUUCAACUCCAGUACAGUUUUUUGGUGGAUGGCAUUUUUACGUGCAAGCGUAUAAGUCACUUAGGCAUGGAUCCACAAAUAUGGAUGUUUUAAUUACAAUGGCUACUAGUAUAAGUUAUAUAUAUUCAGUUUGCGUUGUACUUGCUGCUAUAAUUUUACAACAACAUACAUCACCUCUAACAUUUUUUGAUACACCUCCGAUGCUUUUAAUUUUUAUUUCACUGGGUCGAUGGUUAGAACAUAUAGCUAAGGGAAAAACUUCAGAAGCUUUGUCAAAACUUUUAUCACUCAAAGCCACAGAAGCAGUUUUAGUGACCAUUUCUGAUGAAUUUGAGGUUUUAAGUGAAAAAACAAUUUCUGUAGAUUACGUACAAAGAGGAGAUGUAUUACGUGUUGUACCUGGGACUAAAGUACCAGUUGAUGGAAAGGUAAUAUUUGGUCAUUCAUCUUGUGAUGAAAGUCUUAUAACAGGGGAAUCUAUGCCGGUACCGAAAAAAGUUGGAUCCGUAGUAAUUGGUGGUUCUAUCAAUCAAAACGGUGCUUUACUUAUGGUAGCUACUCAUACUGGGGAAAAUACAACCUUAGCACAAAUUGUAAGACUGGUCGAGGAAGCACAAACUUCUAAGGCACCCAUUCAACAACUCGCAGAUAAGAUUGCCGGCUACUUCGUUCCUUUUGUUGUUUUCGUCUCGGUAGUGACACUAAUUGGGUGGGUGAUAAGUGGUUAUAUAGAUCUUGAUCAUUUACCGAUUACACCAGAAAGUAAAAUUGGUCUAAAUAGAGAAGAAAUUAUUUUUGGAUAUGCGUUUAGGUGUGCAUUAAGUGUGCUUGCUAUUGCUUGUCCGUGUGCGUUAGGUCUAGCUACGCCGACUGCUGUUAUGGUAGCAACUGGAGUUGGUGCGCAACAUGGUGUUUUAGUAAAGGGAGCUGGACCUUUAGAAAAUGCUCAUAAGGUUAAAACCAUUGUUUUCGAUAAAACUGGUACUAUUACUCAUGGUAUGCCAAUGACUUCCAGGAUUUGCAUGUUUGUUAAACCAAAAGUUUGUUCUUUGGUAAGAAUAUUAACUGUUUUGGGGGCUGCAGAGAGUAAUAGUGAACACCCUAUUGCAACAGCUAUUGUUAAAUUCGUGAAAGAAAUGACCGAAGUGGAACAAUUUGGAAAGGCAUCGAAUUUUCAAGCUGUACCUGGGUGUGGAAUCAAAUGCAAUGUUUCAAAUUAUGAAAAUGCAUUACGACAAGGAAGAAGCUCUGAAAAAGUGAUCAAUUUUGAAAAUUUAAUUCGAACGGGAAACAAUUCAAUACAUUUUGUGAAUGGAGCUGCAAUUGAAGAAAUUGUCCCUGCACUUACUCAAUCUCAAAAAAAUACUUUGGAACUUCAACAGCUUUUACAAUUGGACGAAAACGAAAGCAAUAAUAUUCAGUCUGAAGAUGAUGACGUGGAAGAACUUGCUGAUGUAAAUGAAUAUUCCGUACUUAUUGGUAAUAGAGAAUGGAUGCAUCGAAAUGGAAUAUUGGUACCGCCAGAAAUUCAUAUUAAAAUGGUUGAUGAAGAACAAAUGGGACAUACGGCUGUUUUAUGUGCUUUGAAUAACCAACUUGUUUCCAUGAUCUCAGUAUCAGAUAUGGUAAAGCCUGAAGCACAUUUGGCAAUAUACACCCUGAAAAAAAUGGGUGUUGAAGUCAUUUUAUUGACUGGUGAUAAUAAAAAUACAGCUGCAAGUAUAGCUAGACAAGUAGGAAUAAAUAGAGUAUUUGCUGAAGUGCUUCCAUCACAUAAAGUUGCUAAAAUUCAAAGAAUUCAAGAAGGGGGUGUAAGAGUGGCAAUGGUUGGUGAUGGUAUCAAUGAUAGUCCGGCACUCGCUCAAGCAGAUGUUGGUAUAGCAAUCGCUGCUGGAACAGAUGUAGCAGCAGAGGCUGCAGAUGUGGUAUUAAUGAGGAAUGAUCUUCUGGAUGUUGUUGCUUGUUUAGAUUUGUCACGUCGAACUGUUAGAAGAAUUCGUUUGAAUUUCCUAUUCGCUAGCAUGUACAAUCUUAUUGGCAUUCCAAUUGCAGCAGGAAUAUUUAGUCCAUUUGGAUUUACGUUACAACCAUGGAUGGCUUCAGCGGCAAUGGCGGCAAGUUCGGUUUCCGUUGUAUGCUCCUCGCUAUUGAUAAAAUUAUAUAAGAAACCAACCGAAGUUUCGUUACGCACUGCCGAAUAUGAAGAAUUAAUUAAACAAAAUUGUGAUCCAGAAACUGUUUCUGUACAUCGUGGUCUAGAAGAUAUCCCAAGACCUAACUUUAGUCGAUCAAGUUCUACACUAUCCAGGAUUUUCAAUCGAACAGCUGGUAUUAUUGAUCCUAAUGAAGCUCGUUUGUUGUCAGCUGCUGAAGGCCUAGAUAACGAUGAAAAUUUUGUUAAAGUUGAAAUUCUCAAGAAGAAAGUUACUUCAAAAGAUGCAACCGAAAUGCAAGUUUUAUAAAUAAAUAUGUAAUUAAAAAAAAAAAAAAAAAAAAAAAAAUUUUAUUAAAAAAUUUAAAAAAAUCAAAAUAAAACAAUUAACCAAUAAAUUAUUAAAUUAUUAAUAUUAUCUUUUAUAUAAAAAUAUAAUCUAAAAUUAAUUAAAAACAGAAUAAUAUUGUAUAUUUUAUAAGAAGUAAAAUUUGACUGUAUAUACAACAAAAUAAGGAAAUUUUAGAAUUUUUUUAAAAAAUUAUUUUUUUAAGUAUUAAAACUAAGCAUAUUUAAAAUGUAAUUAAAUAAUCAAAAUAUUUUAAUAUUAUUAUUAUAUAUACAGGGUGGCUCGUUUCAAAGUGCGCUUCCAUAUAUUAUUUUUAAUAAAAAAGAUUUUUGAGAACCUCUUGACUCGAAACCUCUUGAACUGCUUACAUUGUUUUCAUACAAAAGUUUUGUCUACUCAUGAUAGUUACUCUAUAAUAGUGCACUUUGAUGUGAGAUACCCUAUAUAAAGAAAAAAUAUUUAACCAAUUUCAUACUUACACAUCAACAUCACAUCAAAUUUUUUUUAUUAUGUAAAAAAAAAUUUAAUUAAAAAAAACCUGUUAUUGAUUUAACUUAAUAUUCAUUAUAAAAAUUUCUGAUUCUUAAUUUCCCUUAACAAAUUUUUGAAAAUGUUUUAUAAAUUUAACUAAAGUAACAAGAUAUUUCUGGAGUCAUUAAUUUUUUUCUUCAAAUAAAUUUGGCACUAGGGUUAUAUAAAUUUGGCACUGUUUUAGAGCUUCUUAAGCCACCAACAUUAUCAGCUAUAGUGUAUCUAUCUUUUAAAGUUUUAACUCUGGUUUUAUAAUUUUCGUCAAUGGUAUUAAUUAUUUUACUUAUUUUUGUUCCUGUCAAUAGGAAUAUAAGUAGCAUUUUAUAUAAAUCACCACUAAAUUCACCAUUUCCUAAUUUCAUCAUUAAAACCUGAAACUCCAAAGGGUUAAAGCCUAUAUAAACAUAUUAAUCCAUUUAUAAUUUAAUUUGGUUUUGAAUAUUUGGAGAUUUUAAUUGCUUUAAAGUAUCUUCAAUUAAUUUUUUGUGACUUGCUCCAAAGACUAAUAAAGUAGUUGAUAAAUAUUUCAAGUUACAAAUAUUUCAAUUUUUUUUAUUAUGACUUAUAAAAAAUAUCAAAGUAUAAUGUAAAUUUAUCUAAACAAAAUUAAUUAUUUUUGAGCUGUUUACGCCAACGUUUUUAUUUACAAAAGUAAAUAUUUGUCAUUGAAAUAAAAUGUUACAAAAAUAAUUUUAGUCUUGACAACCUGUCACUUAUACUCAUAAAUUCACUCAUCGUAAGGGGGAUUGUCCAACAAAAGAACAGAAGCCCUAUUGUAAACUUUUUGCUGCACCUAGAGUCAGAACGCUAUUGAAAGAAGUAUUUUUUUUAAAAUUUAAAAUUAAAAAUGAUUGGUGCUAUAGGGUCCUGGCUAGUAACUUUAAAAAGUAAUCAUUAAAUGUUUAACGCUCUACUAAAUAUUUUACAAUAUAACUUUUAUGUAGACGAAAGAAAGUCAAAUAUAAAAAGAUUUAAAAGGUCUACCCUUGUCUUAGCCACAAAUAUUUAUGUUAUUUCGUUUUUUGACAUUGUGUUCAACUCUAAGCUUUCGCUUUAUUUAAAGCAAAAGCAUUAUGCAUGUGUGUAGUUCUAAAUUGAAACGUGUGUUUCCUAAUUUGAAAAAUUUGUUGAAAACAAUUAGGAAAUAUUUUUUUAAUAAUCACUAAAGUACUUACACUAUCCUAAUUUUUAAAUCGAUAAAACUUGACAUAACCAGUUACAACUAAUUUUUGUUCCUCCCCACUUUUUUUCCUUUAUUAAGUAUAAGUUUUAGUUUUAAUUUAAUUGAGAUAUUAAGAAAAAUGAAUAUUUAAUAAAUUUUACUUUGUAAAUCAAAAAAUUUUAUAAUGCAUCAUAUACUUAAAAACUUCAUAAUGUACUUGUAUUAAGCA
Messenger RNA from Condylostylus longicornis, 6327 nucleotides. It is a transcript of the gene ATP7, whose product is annotated as copper-transporting ATPase 1. The coding region runs from base 416 to 4366 and encodes 1316 amino acids. NCBI's taxonomy places the organism in Eukaryota, Metazoa, Arthropoda, Insecta, Diptera, Dolichopodidae. The transcript has 6 exons. Gene Ontology annotation, cellular component: membrane; trans-Golgi network; perinuclear region of cytoplasm. Gene Ontology annotation, biological process: copper ion homeostasis; monoatomic cation transport. Gene Ontology annotation, molecular function: copper ion binding; ATP binding; P-type divalent copper transporter activity. The record is from RefSeq and is a predicted model, not a curated record.